Molecule: messenger RNA, 1077 nt
Organism: Orbilia oligospora ATCC 24927
Lineage: Eukaryota; Fungi; Ascomycota; Orbiliomycetes; Orbiliales; Orbiliaceae
Exons: 5
Coding region: 1-1077 (358 amino acids)
Cellular component (GO): cytoplasm
Molecular function (GO): saccharopine dehydrogenase (NAD+, L-lysine-forming) activity
Source: RefSeq, a predicted model, not a curated record
AUGGCAACUGUUCUUCAUCUCCGUGCUGAGAUGACUCCAACUACUGCUAAAGCUCUCGUUGACGCCGGAUACGAUGUCAGAGUCGAGCGUUCGCCACAGAGUAUCUUUGACGACAAGGAAUUUGAGGAUGCUGGCAUCCCUCUCGUCGAGACCGGUUCAUGGGUCAACGCCCCCAAGGACCAUCUAAUCGUCGGUCUCAAAGAACUUCCCGAAGAAAAUUUCCCCUUGAUCCACGAACACAUCCAAUUCGCACACGUCUUCAAGCAACAAACAGGGUACCGUGAGACCCUAGGUCGCUACCAAAACUGUCUUUACGAUCUCGAAUUCCUUAACGACGAUAACGGCCGUCGUGUCGCCGCCUUUGGAUACUACGCUGGCUUCGCCGGUGCAGCUUUGGCACUCGAGAUCUGGGCUUGGAAUGUUACACAUCCUGAUGGUCCUGGGUAUCCACCUGUUAAGCCGUAUCCUAAUGAGGCUGCUUUGAUCAGUCAUGUUAAGGAGAGUAUUGAGAAGGCGAAGGCGGUUAAUGGGGGUGCUGAGCCGAGGGUUAUUGUCAUCGGGGCUUUGGGAAGAUGUGGAAGCGGUAGUGUGGAUUUGUGUACUAAGGUUGGGUUGGGAGAAGAGAGUAUUUUGAAGUGGGAUAUGGCGGAGACUAAGCCUGGUGGACCGUUCAAGGAGAUUACACAGUCUGAUAUUUUCAUCAACUGCAUCUACCUUAUGGGCAAGAUCCCACCGUUUGUGACCAAGGAAGCGAUCAAUACAGAUGAGAACCGCAAGUUGAGACUCAUCUGCGAUGUUGCCUGCGAUCCAAAUAGUCCGUUCAACCCGGUUCCCGUUUACGAAAUUUGGACGACAUUUGAUGCGCCAACUGUCAACGUUACUGGCAUUGAAUCUGGUCCACCAGUCUCCGUCAUCUCGAUCGAUCAUUUGCCAACUUUACUACCCAGAGAAUCCUCGGAAUCAUUCUCGGCGCAGUUGUUGCCGAGUUUGUUGCAGUUGAAGGAUAGAGAGACUUCUAGAGUCUGGGCUGAUGCUAAGAAGCUGUUUGAUCAGAAGAAGGCUGAACUAGAUCAGUAG